Molecule: messenger RNA, 303 nt
Organism: Eimeria mitis
Lineage: Eukaryota; Apicomplexa; Conoidasida; Eucoccidiorida; Eimeriidae
Product: 60S ribosomal protein L9, putative
Exons: 2
Coding region: 1-303 (100 amino acids)
Biological process (GO): cytoplasmic translation
Cellular component (GO): ribosome; cytosolic large ribosomal subunit
Molecular function (GO): rRNA binding; structural constituent of ribosome
Source: RefSeq, a predicted model, not a curated record
AUGCGUUUCGUGUAUUCUCACUUCCCCAUCAACCUUAACAUCAUUGACGGUGGAAAGGUCGUCGAGAUCCGGAACUUUUUGGGGGAGAAACGCGUGCGAAUCGUCAAGCUUCUUCCUGGCGUUAUUUGUGAAAAGAGCACAAACGUAAAGGACGAGAUUGCCCUAAAGGGAACGGACCUCGAGCUUGUGUCUCGUUCAGCCGCACUCAUCCACCAGGCAACGCUGGUACGCCGUAAGGAUAUCAGGAAGUUUUUGGACGGCAUCUACGUGUCCGAGAAGGGAACACUUGAGAAGACGGACUGA